AUGUGGGAGGCGAAGCUGGAGCCGAACGUCAUCAGCUACAGCGCUGGGAUCAGCGCGUGCGAGAAGGGCGGGCAGUGGCAGGCGGCGCUGACACUGCUGAGCGAGAUGCGGCGGGCGCUUGCACUGCUGAGCGAAAUGUGGGAGGCGAAGCUCGAGCCCGACGUCAUCAGCUACAGCGCUGGGAUCAGUGCGUGUAAGAAGAGCGAGCGUUGGCAGCGGGCGCUUACGCUGCUGAGUCAGAUGUGGGAGGCGAAGCUGGAGCCCAACGCAUCAGCUACAGCGCUGGGAUCAGCGCGUGCGACAAGGGCGGGCAGUGGGAGCUGGCGUUGGCACUGCUGA
This is a messenger RNA of Prorocentrum cordatum, 339 nucleotides long. Lineage: Eukaryota; Dinophyceae; Prorocentrales; Prorocentraceae. The record is from the annotation of a GenBank genome assembly.